This is a messenger RNA of Echinops telfairi (small Madagascar hedgehog), 5985 nucleotides long. It is a transcript of the gene FRMPD3, whose product is annotated as FERM and PDZ domain containing 3. The record is from RefSeq and is a predicted model, not a curated record. The transcript has 10 exons. The coding region runs from base 1 to 5100 and encodes 1699 amino acids. Gene Ontology annotation, cellular component: cytoskeleton. NCBI's taxonomy places the organism in Eukaryota, Metazoa, Chordata, Mammalia, Afrosoricida, Tenrecidae.
AUGAUGAAGAAAGAAGCUCUUCUUCUUAUCCCCAAUGUCCUGAAGGUUUUCUUAGAAAAUGGGCAGAUCAAGUCAUUCACAUUUGACGGCCGGACCACUGUUAAGGAUGUCAUGGUGACACUCCAGGAUCGACUAUCCUUGAGGUACAUUGAGCACUUUGCUCUUGUCCUUGAGUAUGCUGGGCCAGAACAGAAUCACAAGUUCCUACUUCUCCAGGACAAGCAGCCCCUGGCUUAUGUGGUACAGCGGACACAUUAUCAAGGGAUGAAAUGCCUCUUCAGAAUAAGCUUCUUUCCCAAAGACCCUGUGGAGCUGCUGCGUCGGGAUCCUGCUGCUUUUGAGUAUCUGUACAUCCAGAGUCGGAAUGAUGUUAUCCGAGAACGCUUUGGAAUGGACCCUAAGCCGGAGAUGCUCUUGGGCCUUGCUGCCCUUCACAUCUAUAUCACGGUCUCAGCCACUCGACCUAGUCAGAAGAUCUCCCUCAAGAAUGUGGAGAAGGAGUGGGGCCUAGAACCCUUUCUUCCCCCCACCCUCCUGCAAGGCAUCAAAGAGAAAAACCUCCGGAAAUCGCUCUCUCAGCAACUGAAGGCUCACCAAACACAUCCUUCCAGUGGCACCAAGGGCUCUGCAGUCCAGGCAAAGCUCCAGUAUCUUCGAAUCCUGAAUGAGCUUCCGACCUUCACGGGCGUUUUGUUCAACACUGUGGGUCUGGAUGAGAAGCAGUCGGCCACUACUCUUCUGGUGGGACCUCGACACGGCAUUAGCCAUGUUAUUGACCUCAAAACCAACCUCACCACUGUGUUGUCCGAGUUCAGCAAGAUCAGUAAGAUCCAACUGUUCCGGGAGAACCAGGGCGUGGCCCGUGUGGAGACCAGCAUCAUGGAUGCCAAGCCGCUGGUGCUGUUGAUGGAGUGGCCAGAAGCCACCAACUUUGCCUGCCUGAUUGCAGGGUACUGCCGCCUCCUGCUGGAUUCCAGGAAGAUGGUCUUCUCCAGGCCUGCUAGCCAGCCCGUUCCACCUCCAAUGAUCAAGGCAGAUUACAUGCACAGCGCCCACCGCCCUGUCACUGGGGGCCACCUGGGGAAAAAGGAGAGUAGUUAUGUGGGCAGCGUGGGCACCAGCCCCAGGAAGUCGAGCCACUGCACGCCCCCGCCUGCCGACUCUGAGCUUGUCAGCUUCUGCUACCUCCACAUGCGAGACCAAAGAAAGGAGCAGGAAAGCCGGACGGAUGUCAAUGAGAACCUAAUCUUCUUUGAGGAGACCAGGCCGCGGACCAAGUCGGACCCCACAUCCAAAACCUCUGGCCAAGGCUAUGAUGUGGUCCCUGAUGACUUUGAUGCAGCCAGCCUAGACCAUGAGCCUUGUGCUAGCAGGGCCCGCUCCUAUACCUUGGACAAUUCCCUUGGGGCUGAAGCCCUAAAUUUCUACUGUGACUCUUGCAAAACCAAACUUAAGGAGCAGCUGGGCCCUCGCAAAGGCGGAAGGCCUGGCUCUUCCCGUGACAAUAUGGUAGACUUGAUGUCCCUCCCACCCCCAGGGAGUGAGGAAGAGGAGGAGGAGGAAGAUGAGAGCACUUCUCUGUUGCCUGCCAUUGCCGCCCCACCCCCUGGUUUCCGAGACAACAGUUCGGAUGAGGAUGACCCCAAGCGCCGGGCUGUCCAGAACCAGGAACCAGGACGCCACCUGCGUGGGCUCCUGUACGAUGAUAUCCCAGUGACGCUGAUUGACAGUGUGCAGACCCGGACAGUCCGAGAUCAUGCCCAGGAGCUAGAUGAUGCCUUGGUGUCCACUCUGCAGGCUCUGGAAGCCCUGGCUGCUUCAGAAGAUGGACCCCACCCCCCACCCCCGCAGACGGCAGGUCUGAUCGUGCUGGCCACAAUCACCCCAGAAUCGUCACUGGACUCGGGCCACGAAACCAACUCCUCAGAGCUCACAGACAUGUCAGAGAUGAUGUCAGCCAUGAAGCAGCACCAGAAUGCCACCUACUUCCUGGCCCAGCAUCUCAACAAGGACAGUCUCCUGUCCCGCAAGGACCUGCCCUUCCGGAUCCAGAGCUGUGCGGCCCAGGCUGUCCUCACAGCCCCUUAUUCUCUUGGGCGCCCGGAUCCCAACGCACCCUUCCCACCAUCUGCCACAAGCCAGAGUCCGGGGCCUCCUGGUGCUCGGCGGAAGCUACCCCAGUCAGAGGCCCAGCCACAGGGCGAGCGAACGUAUGCCCUGGCCGUGCACCCAGCACUCUCCCCCCGGCGAAGUGAGCAGCAGAAUCUGAGCCUGCUGCCUCCAGUUCCAGAGGACAAAGGGCCCGGUCAUAUCAGGGCCGGCUUAGAGAUGUCACUGAGGGCAGCCACCCCGUCCCUCAGUGAAGAGCAGGUCUCUGAGCUGAGGGAGAACCUUCCCAAGGAGGUCAGGCUAAGCCCCAAUCUUAUCUUGGACACCAAGGGCAGUGUGACCCCAGCCAUCAUCUCUGCCGCCCUACAACAGGUGGUUCACAGUAAAAGUCUUGCCACCCCCAGCGGAGCCUUGGGGAACACCCCCAGCCGGGGGGAGAAGAGGCUGGAGGCUGGUGUGGGGAGGCCAGAGGUCAACAUGGCAAGCAGCAGUGCCAGUAAGAAUCUGAAGUUCAAGAUCAGCCCUGGUGAUGCAGAGAGUGCGCUCAGUUCCCAACAGCAGAGCGGCUCUUCCAGCCCCAGAGCAAUUGUAGGCAGCCGGGCCGAAAGCCUGCAGCUCACCCCACAAGACGACAGGCUGCCAGCUCCAAGUUUCCCUCCCAAGAGCUAUCUGUCCAGAGCCAGUCGAGAACCAGUGGGCAAGCAAGCUUCGGGGGAGGGGGCAGGCAAAACUGGGCCUGAGGGUAGUAAGCCAGCCUUGCCCAAGCAAGGCAUGGUCUCAAGCCAGGGGGACAAGGGGCAGCUGGAGAAUACACUCAAAAGCAGCAAAGUGGAGGAGACCACCUUGAUCCCUCGAGCUGGCUACCCCAUGGUGCUGCAGAGCCCCAGCGCCCAGCCCCGAGGCCAGAGCCCCAGAGGCUACAGCCCCAGCAUCCAGCCACGAGGCCACAGCCCCAGCGUCCAGCCACGAGACCACAGCCCCAUUAUCCAGCCACGAGGCCACAGCCCCAUUGUCCAGUCACGAGGUCACAGCCCCAGUAUCCAGCCACGAGGUCACAGCCCCAGUAUCCAGCCACGAGGCCACAGCCCCAGCUGCCAGCCCCGAGGCCACAGCCCCAGCUGCCAGCCCCGAGGCCACAGCCCCAGCAGCCAGCCCCAAGGCCACAGCCCACUGAGGCCUCAGGAUGACAGCCGACAGGUGAGCACCAUGCCCUCGCGGAAACUUGAAAAAACACUAGAUGGAGCCCCCUCUGCCUCUGAAGGCCCUGCCAAGCCCAAGUCCUCCCGGGGGCCUUUCCGGCUCCGAAAUUUAUUUUCUGCCACCUUCCCAACCCGCCAAAAGAAGGAGACAGACGAGCGGCAGGCCCAGCUGCUGAAAGUGAAGCAGUAUGAGCUGGAGUUCCUGGAGGAACUUCUCAAGCCCCCCAGCCAGGGGGAGCUACCGGGCACCGAGUACCUGCAACCUCCGGCACCCGGCCGCUGCAGCUGCCAGCUGCGGAGCAGCCCUGUACAGCAGGGUCCUGGCAUGUCUAGAGAGCAGAGGCGCAGUUGUGACUGCAAGCGUAUCUGCCGUGGUGGCCGACCUCAGGCCACCCAAACCCCAGUGCCCAGCCUCCAGGGUAGGGAGAGGGAGAGGGUCCCCACCCCCCCUACUCAGAGGCAGCCAGAGGCUGGCCCAGGCUUGAGUCUCAGCAGCCCAACCAACAUGGGGCGCAUCCGCUCCACCAGCCUGGAGUCCCGAGAGUGCCGCUCAGACCCCGAGAGUGGCGUUUCCUGCCUGACCACGUGUGCCUCUGGGGGCGAGUGUCUGGGCGCGCCCAACUACAGGAAACUGAUGCGCUGUGCCAGUAUUAGUGAGCUGGACCAGGGCGACCGGGCCUCGCUGACCUCAGAUGUUUACCCGAACCCACCCCUGGGCAUGCUGCCCCGGGAGGUCAAGGAGGUAGAGGCAGGCCUCCCCCUAGCCUUGGGUCCCCAAAGCAAGCCACUGGAAUCACCAACUCUGGGAGAACCCUCCUAUGUCCAGGUGGCCCCUGCGACCAAAGGCCCCCGGCAGAUGGCCGUGUUCUCCCUGCCAGAAGAGGUGUGCCGCAAGCCUGCUGAGCUGGACGAGGACAGCGAGAGCAAGUGCUGCUCCAUCCGCUACUGCUUCUACUACCGCAAGUGCGACGCGGCCGACGAUGCCAGCGAUGGCAAGGAUGAGCUCUCCUACUCCAUCCCCAUGAAGAUCCUGCCCGGCAUGAAGCUCGAUGAGCAAAUGGUGCCCGUGGUAAGCAGGACCCUGCAGGUGCUAGAUGCAGCCACCUGCAGCAGCAGUAGUCCCGAGGGCACCCACACCCAGGAGAUUGACCUGAGGGUAUCCACCUUUGAAGGGAGCCUGGCCAAGAUCAAUGCCCUGCGGGCCCAUGCCUAUGGGCUGCCCGAUGGCUUCCGGGCUGCCCGGCUAGACACCAAUGAGCUGCUGACAGUCCUGAGGCAGUGUGUGGCCAGCCCUGAGGCCCGUGCCCCCAAGCCCUAUGUCUCCCAGAUCUCAGAGUACAAGCUUGAGCUGGCGCUCAAGUUCAAGGAGCUCCGGGCCUCCUGCCGCCGGGUCGCCAAUGUGGACAAGAGCCCCACUCACAUGCUAGCAGCCAUCACAGGCAGCUUCCAGGUGCUGAGCAGCCUCAUCGAGACCUUCGUACGGCUCGUGUUCAUCGUGCGCUCUGAGGCCCAGCGCCAAGAGCUGCUAGCCAAGGUAGAAGAAGUAGUGAGGAACUACACCUUCCUGCUGCGUGCCGCAGAGGAGUCUACAGCCAGGAACCUUAACCAGCAGCAGCAGCCCCAGCAGCUGCAGCUGCAGCAGCAGGAGCCGCAGCCGCAGCAGAAGCAGCAACAACAGCAACAGGCAGCAGGAGUGGCAUUAGGGUCUGCCACAGGGCACCCACCAGGCUCCCCAACCUCAGCGACUGUUAUGAGCACAUUCACCCGCUCCUUAAAAACCCUUAUCAAAUAGGGCAUCUGCCCAGGCCCCUCCCCCAACCAUGGCCCCAGGUUCUGAACUUCCUGGUCCUUGCAUCUAGUGGUGAUGUGUGUGUGUGUGUGUGUGUGUGUGUGUCCACUGGGCCUCUCAGGGUCCAAGAGCCCUUCAGUCACCAAGGAGUGCCAACUCCCUUGGCUGAGGUGAGCCCCGAGGGCUCCAAGCAGCUGCUGCCCUGGGUGCCCUAACCCCUUCCCCUGGCCUCUGGGUGUCACUGUGAGGGCAAAGGCGCCCUCGUCGCCAUGCCCACCGGCAGCGCUGUUUUUCCUCUCUUCCCCGGGGGUGAGAGGUGACAUCAGGCUCACUUCCUGCUCCACCCUAAGGACCAGGGGAGGCAGAGCCAGAAGCUGCCUGACCCGCCCGCCCCGAGGGCCUGGCGCUCCUCCUGACAUCUGCUCUCCAGUGGAGCGCAGGGCCAGUAGCAGUAGGCCAGGACCACUGGGCAGAGGGGAGAGGGCGCGCCACCUAGAUGUGCCCGCCCACCCUGGGCUCACCCUCAUCUGGCAGGAGCCACUGCAGAGGGCCUGAGCCCAGGCCCGGGCCCGGGUGGCAUGUCUGCUGAAAACAGCUGCACAGGGCUGUCCACAGCCGGCCUCACUGCCGGCAGCCUCGGUAUCCCUCGGCCCCAGGUUCAGUAGCUCCACACCAGCCAUCCCCAAAGUGCCCUGCCCCUCACUGAGGACGGACAGGGCAGCUCCGUCCGCUAGGGAGUAAGCAGCUGGGAUCAGCCCAGUCAGUCUAGUUUAGGUAAAAACCGCCUGCCAGGGGAAGACCCACCGCAGGCCCUGGGGCCCGCACAGUCCAACCUUGGCAGCUCCUCUUAAAAUCCCUCUACUAGACAGACUGUCCUUAGGAAUUUGA